UGAAUCUGUUAUCAAGUCUUGCUCAAGCUCCUCCACAAAAUGAAGAUGAACUUAAUUAUAAACAGGAUAAAGAAACCCUUAUCCAGCUCAAAACAGAUGCAAAGAAGAAUAUUAAAUAGCUUCGAGUCUGAGGUUUUGAGCAAGCCAUCUGGAAGAAAUACAGGCACCCUUGUUUCAAAAAUAGAGCAAACUUUAUCAGAUAUGAUUAUGAUUAUCUACAGAAACCGUUGAUUUCAAGACUCAUACAUUGAAAUUUUCUUUAUGCUAUUUACUAAAACGAUGAUUUUAGAAUCAAUCAGGUUCAAAUAAAAAGCAUUUAUACAGAUCAGCAUUAACAGCUUUGGACUCUGUACAACCUCUAACUCCAAAAUUCCUGAACUCAAAGAAGCCAGACACCAUCCAUUACCUCACUAAGAUGUACCUGAUCUAUCAAUCACUUCAUUUCUCCCUCCAGGAGUACGAUAAAGCCUUGAGCUUUGGAAGAAAAGGUCUUGAAAUGGCUUCUAAAGAGCUAAGCCUCCGCUUCAAAAAGAAAUAGAGAAGAUGGAUACAACAACAAAGCUAAAAUGUAUAAAGUCCAAAGAAUGUUCGAAACAAUAGCCCUACUCUUCUACGACAUGUCAUUUAUCUUUGAAGGGCUUAAAGACUUCCAUAGAAUGGAAACAUGACUUAUUAAUGGCCGAUGGUUCGCAGACCACUUUCUAAAGGACAAGAAUGAUAUCAAAAAGUCCAUCUGAUUCAUCCUCAAGAUGUGCCAAGACAAAUAUUCAAGCAAUAUCAUUGUAGAGAAGCAAAAAUAAACGGUUGGAGAAGAAGAAUCAUGAUGGUACCGAAAUCAAGAAUUUUUCUAGAGCUGCUUCUUUGAGAAAAUAGCAUAUCCAACGAAUCUAAGAAUGAAUAUUAUCCUCGAAGCAAAGGCCCACAAAAGGGGAGAGAGCCAUCAAAAUUCUUCAUGAACUCUUUAAAAGCAGUUAGCUCGUCUUCCACUAAUUUCUCUCCCAAACAAAGACCAAAGAGCGCUAGGUUUGGAAAGGUGGCCAAAGAUUCAGACAAAACUAUAAAACUCAUGCAUAUUUUUCAAGAAAAUAGGAUGAAUGAGUCUGGAAAUGAAUUAAUCAAAUCAAUGAUGAAUAAUUCCCUUUACAGCAUUGGAGCUAUAACCCAUAAUUUUGAAAACGCUUCAAGGAAUACUAAGUUUAAACCUUCAAAAUUUGCACAUACUGAGGUUAGCGCUCAUCUGAUGAUGGCAAGGAAAUAGCUCAGUAUUUUCAGAUAAAUCUCCUAAAGCACCAAAAAGGUCAAACAGCAAACCUAUCAGCAAGAAGACUAAUGUCUUAAUCCCUCCAGAUGUGUUGAUCAGAUCUAAAAUAUGAGAAACUCUAAAAAUAGACGAGAAGCAGCUUACCACUUCUAGAAUAAAAGUUGGUGUUGAAUCCCAAGAAGCUUCCAAAUAAAUUCAUGAGAUAUGCUCAUAAAUAUCACAAAGAGUUAGCCUUCUUAAAGGACGAUCUUAGGCAAAGAAAGAAAGAGUCAAUGCUUGAGCAUUACAAUCCUGCUCUAAAGCGGGUACUAUCCCAACCUGCCACUAAGAUAAAUCCUGCAGGGUAUACUAAAGAGCGAAGGACUGAGAAUAAUUCAACUUCAGCCAGAGCAACCCACAAAGAGCACCUAAAAUUAUCAAAAGAAAUUAAGCAAUGUAGUCUUUACCACAAGAAAAAGGCAGAGUAUGAUCUCUUAGUCAAGAAGAGGAAGAACAUGCUUAAAGAAAUGGAUAAAACCAGGAAAGCUAAGAAGGCCAAACUAAUUAACAUGGCUAAAAUUAAGAAAAACCCUGUGAGAGAUGUCAAAUUCAACCAGAUCUAUAACCAAGUCAUUGAGCAGUAUCCUACCUUGGAGAAAAACUAUCUAGAUGGAAAGAAGGAGGAAGUUGAGCGGAGAAAGAUGAUCUCUAAAGCUGAUGACAUUAAGAAAACGAAAAAUGAUGAGUUCCACGAAAUGAUUAUGGACCUCCAAAAAGAGAUAGCCUUUAUGCAGCCAUCUGGUCAUACAAGUAGACUAAAGACUUUACAUUCUUACAAAAAGAAGCGUUUUACUUCUAAAUCUCCCUAA
Messenger RNA from Moneuplotes crassus, 2109 nucleotides. The record is from the annotation of a GenBank genome assembly. NCBI's taxonomy places the organism in Eukaryota, Ciliophora, Spirotrichea, Euplotida, Euplotidae.